Messenger RNA from Dermatophagoides pteronyssinus (European house dust mite), 2120 nucleotides. Its product is annotated as phosphatidylinositol 3-kinase regulatory subunit alpha-like. Gene Ontology annotation, cellular component: phosphatidylinositol 3-kinase complex. Lineage: Eukaryota; Metazoa; Arthropoda; Arachnida; Sarcoptiformes; Pyroglyphidae. The record is from RefSeq and is a predicted model, not a curated record. Gene Ontology annotation, molecular function: 1-phosphatidylinositol-3-kinase regulator activity. Gene Ontology annotation, biological process: phosphatidylinositol phosphate biosynthetic process; insulin receptor signaling pathway.
UAUUGCCAAAUAUAUUCGAUAACAACAUUCGAUUUUUUUUUUCUCUGGUGUCCUAUCUUCAAUGAGUGGAUCCUUGAUUUUGUUUUUUGUUUUUCUCUCGUUUCAAUGCUGCUGCUGCAUGUAAAAUUUGUUUUGAUGAUGGUGAUGAUUUGAUGAUAAUCAAAAGAACAACAAAAAAAAAAUAACCAGAAAUUUUAUUAUUUUGUCAACCUAUUGUAUAUACCACAUAACAAUUAAACAUUCGAUUUUGAUAUGAUAAUUUGUUCGAAAUGGAGCGAAUGAAAAUCAUUGACAAUUUGAUUUGACCGAGCGAAAAAACCACAUUGUUUUCAACAUUUAAUCCAAAUGAAUUUUUUGGAUCAAAAAAGUGACACGAAACAUCUACAAAAUCUAAAUGCAUUCAACAUUUUAAAUUGUUCAACAUCUUCCAUUAAGAUUUUUUCAAUUUUUAUUUUCAAUUCAAAAUAUUUAUCAUCAUCAACAAGUGUCAUCAUCAUUGUUGAUCCAUAUUUUUUUACCAUUUUGUAUUCGACAUUAUCAUUAUCAUCAUCAUUAUCCAUUGUCUUCGAGGAUUUUUAAUCCGUUUCGUUUCGUUUCGUUUCUUUUUUUCCAACCAACAUUUCCACUAUUUUUAAUCUGAAUUUUCAGAAUGACAACCGAAGAAGAACAGGAACAAUCAUCAUCAUCGACGACGACGACGACGACCACGAAUGAAAAAAGUCAAUCAUUGAUAGAAAAACAAUGUGAAAAUGAAUCGAAAACAUUAGAACAGCUACCUAAAUUAUCGGAACAACAACAACAAAAACAAACAGAAAAUGAAGAAGAAAAACUUGAAGAUGCUGAAUGGUAUUGGGGUAAAAUUAGCCGCGAAGAAGUGAAUGAAAAAUUACGUAAUCGUACGGAUGGAACAUUUCUUGUACGUGAUUCAAUAUCGAAAAUUUUCGGUGAAUAUACAUUAACAUUAAGAAAAAAUAAUUGUAAUAAAUUAAUCAAAAUAACAAGCCGUGAUGGUUUGUUUGGUUUUUCCGAACCAUUCAUAUUCAAAUCGGUAGUUGAGUUGAUUAAUUAUUAUAAAACCGAAUCAUUGGCCAAAUAUAAUCCAUCAUUGGAUGUAAAAUUAUUAUAUCCAAUAUCACGAUUCUAUCAACCGGAUAUUGAAGGUAUUGAAAUUAAUGAUAUGGAAAAAGUAAAAGCAAGAUUAACCGAAGUAAGAAAAGAAUUGAAAAUAAAAAACACACAAUAUGAUCAAUUAAGUGAAGAUUAUGAUAAAAAUAGUAAAUGUAUACAACGACAACGGCAAGCAAUACGUGGAUAUCAAUUAAUCAUGGGUUUUGUACAGGAUCAUAUUAAUUUAAAUAAUAAAUUACAGGUACAGGCAUUACCACACGAAGCAAAUCUAAUGCAAGAACAAAAAAUUAAUUUACAAAAUCGUUUAAAUUUUUUUGCCAAAAGUAUCGGUGAUCUUGAAAAUGAUCUUAAACUAAUGAUUGCUUAUAAUCGUUUAUUGGAUCGUGAACGUAAUUCGAUUAAACCAACAUUACAAUUUCUUGGCCGACAGCAUAAUAUUUUACAAAAAAUUGUCGAACAAAAUACCGAUGAAAUUGAUCUACAACCACAUAAAAUUGAAACAACAUGGCUAAUCAAUGAAUGUAAACGUAAUGAUGCUGAACAAUUGUUGAAAAAUAAAAAAGAUGGAACAUUUUUGAUACGACAAAGUCGACAACAAAUGGGUAAAUAUGCUUUAUCGAUCGUCAGUGAUGGAAAUAUUUAUCAUUGUCUUAUAUCACAAACGGAUCGUGGCUAUGGAUUUUCCGAACCAUAUGAUAUUUUUCCCGAUCUAAUGAGUCUUGUAUUGCAUUAUUCGAAAACAUCAUUGGAAGAACAUAAUGAUAAUCUUCAUACAACACUUCGUUAUCCAAUAUUUGCACAUUCAUUUCAUCAUUAUCAUUACUAUUAUAAUAGCAAUAACAAUAAUAAUAACGGUAAAAAUGAUGACAAUUGAAAUUAGUAUACGAAACCGGUAAAAAUUUAUCUAGUCUUUCUUUCUCUGAAUCUAUUAAUCUCAUUUUCAAAUUCAAUUUUUUUUGUAUGAUAAUUUUUAUUUUUAUUUUGGAUCUAUA